Messenger RNA from Rhineura floridana, 3425 nucleotides. It is a transcript of the gene LACTB, whose product is annotated as lactamase beta. The transcript is spliced from 6 exons. The record is from RefSeq and is a predicted model, not a curated record. Bases 114 to 1703 code for a protein of 529 amino acids. NCBI's taxonomy places the organism in Eukaryota, Metazoa, Chordata, Lepidosauria, Squamata, Rhineuridae.
UGCUCGAUGUGCUCGGCAGGCGUCUUCUUCUGCCUGGCGCGUCUCCUCGCAGCGCCGGCCUAGGCCUGGGCCUAAGCUUGAGCCUGCGAGGCGGGCGAGCUCUCGACAGCGUGAUGCUGCGGGGCCUGGUAGCGGUGCGGAGGGUCCAGCUGCUCCAGCAGCGCCCGCUCCUGAGGGGCCUGUGCAGGAGCGGCGGCCGGGGCCUGUGGAGCCCGCCUUCUCGCCGAGGCUGCUGGCGGCUGGGCGUGGGGCUCGGGCUGGCGCUGACGGCGCUGGCGGCCGCCGCUGUGGGGGAAGACGAGGAGCAGGAGGGUCCGCCGAGGGAAGCGGGCUUCGCCCGGGCCGUUGCCAGCAGCAGAGAUCUUCUUCAGCGGGUGAAGGAUGAAGUGGGAGCCCCUGGAAUAGUAAUAGGAGUUUCUGUAGACGGUAAAGAGGUGUGGUCAGAAGGAAUGGGUUACGCUGAUGUGGAGAACCGUGUUCUCUGCAAGCCAGAGACUGUCCUGCGAAUUGCUAGCAUUAGCAAAUCUCUGACUAUGGUUGCUGUGGCAAAGCUGUGGGAGGAAGGAAGACUGGAUUUAGAUGCUCCAGUGCAGAAAUAUGUUCCAGAAUUUCCUGAAAAAGAAUAUGAAGGUAAAAAGGUCACCAUUACGACAAGGCUGCUCACUUCACAUUUAAGUGGAAUUCGCCACUAUGAAAAAGAUAUCUCCAAAGUAAAGGAAGAGAAAGAAAAGGCCAACAGAGCCCUGAAAGCUGCAAAAGAUACCAAAAAAUCUGACCAGCGAGAGAGUAAAGAUAAAGGCUCUGAAAAGACUGACUCUCCUAAAGCCAAGCCAGAACACGAAAACAAACAUUCCAAAAGUGGAAAGAAAAAAACAGAGUUUGAACAUCAAGAAUAUUACUUGAAAGAAAAAAUUGAUAAUGUGAUUGAUUCACUGGACAUAUUUAAAAAUGAUCCUUUGUUCUUUAAACCAGGUAGUCAGUUUUUGUAUUCGACUCAUGGAUUUACUCUUCUGAGUGCGGUCGUAGAGAGAGCCUCAGGCCAGAAAUUCACAGACUACAUGCUGAAGAUAUUUCGUGACCUAGAUAUGUUGACAACAAGACUGGAUGAUAAUGAGCCACUGAUAUAUAAUAGAUCAAGGUAUUACAUUCACAACAGAAAAGGCCAUCUGGUCAACGCACCGUAUGUGGACAACUCCUACAAGUGGGCUGGUGGCGGAUUUGUCUCCACUGUGGGUGAUCUCCUUAAAUUUGGGAAUGCUAUGCUAUAUGGCUAUCAACUUGGCCAGUUGAAAAACCAUGCCACCAGACUCCUUCCUGGUUAUCUCAAGCCUGGCACCAUAGCAAUGAUGUGGACCGCAGUUCCAAACACAGAGGCAUCCUGGUACAAAGAUGGUACAUAUGGUAUGGCGUGGUUCAUUGUGGAGAAUAAGCAGGAAUAUGGCUUCUGCAGGCGGCAGCAACGCUAUACCUUCCACACUGGUGGGGCAGUGGGUGCAAGCAGUGUCCUGCUCAUUCUUCCUGAAGAAUCAGACUCUGAGGCUGCAAAGGGUGGCCCGCUGAUGCCACCCCACGGUGUGGUGGUCACAAUUAUUUGUAACAUGCAGUCAGUUUCCCUUGACAGCACUGCCUUAAAGAUUGCAAUGGAAUUUGAAAAGGAAAAGUUAGCACAAUACAGUGCUAAAAACAGUGCCUUGCAGGAUUAAGCAACGUUCAAAAAGAAAUGUGGAAAGUUGUGUACGCUGGCAGGUGUCCAUAGUACUGAAAGUAUCCUCUUGCAAAGACAUGCCCCCAUUCUAUGUUGAUUGUGCUGCAUUAGAACUUACCACUCAGGGAAGCAGCCAUGUGGGUCAAGCAAACCCUCGUUAAAGGGGGGAUUUCUCCUGUGCAUGUUGCCAAAAGCACCAGCAAUGAUAACUUUUGCUACUUAAAGGCAAACCUAGAUGCCAAUCACAGUGUGGCACUUCUUUCUCUGCUGCUAAUUGGGUAAAAUUGAAAUGUGCAAAAUAAACAUCUUCCUUGGAAGCCUGUAGGGGGUAGCCUUGCACAUGUGACAACAUCUGCUUAUGCUCUUCAGCAGACUCUUCAUAGUUGUACCUGAAAGACUGAUAGUAAUAGUAAUAGUGAAAACCCAGGAGAUUAUCUCCAGAUAUGCCUUGACUAGGGAGGAACAGAGGUCUAUUCAUGCGGGACUUUGCUGCUGCUAUGCUUGUUUGUGGAUGGCAGGUCUCAAUAAAGGAAAGGAACAAAGAAAAGUAGCAAAGACUGAGCUGCUGAAGGCAGCGAACCCCAUCAGCCCCUGAGAGACAGCUAAGGAGGGCAUGGGCAGGUUGACCUCCCUCCUUGGCUCACUGGGACUGUUAGCAGGGCUCAGUCCUCCACUUCAGGACAGCAAAUUCUGCAGGUAUGAUGGGACUGACUUUACACAACAGUUUCAUCCAAGUCAGAUGUUGCUAUCUAGCUUUUAAAUGCGUUUGGCAUUUUUUAGGAGUUUGCUUGCCAAGUAAUAUUCCUGUAGACUUGAGGGCAGUCUGGAGGGCUUUUUAAAAAAUAGGUUGAAGCCUGCCUCAUGAUAGCAAAGAAUAGUUUGUUUCAGAAUUUGGCAUGGUUGACUUCAGUGAGGAUGUGUGCUCAUAGUAGGCUGCCAACAUUGUGCAGACUUUGGGAGAGGAUUUCAGUUGCUCCCUGUCCUUCAGCAUUUUACUGCAGGUAUUAUUUCCAAAGUGUAGGAGGCAAGGAAGCAUUUUAAAGCUUUAAGAGAUGUUUGCAAUCCAAUACAUGCUUACCUGAGAGUAAGUCUCACUUCUGAGUUGACAUGUAUUAGAUUGCAGCCUCUUUGUCAAAAGCAGCAAUCAUAUGUGCAUUUGCUUAGGAAUAAGCUCUGAUGAAUAAAUGGGACUUGCUUCUGAACAAUCGUGCAUAGAUUCAGGCUGUAUCUGACAACUUUUUUUGCCUGUUCUCCCUUCUAUAAAAGGCCCUGAAAUGCCUUCUCUACCGAUGUUUUAUUAUCCUAGAAUUCCUCUGAAGGAGAUUCUGGUGCACUGCACAGGCAUGCAUAAUCUGUUCUCCACUUUCAAGCAUGCCUGUUAGUAAUAAGAGUGAUAUGCUAGGGCUGAUGGGAGUUGUAGUCCAAAACAUUUUGGGUACCAGCUUGGGAAAGGCUGGUCUAGGUGCUGAACAACUGAACUGUCACAUUUGACUUCUGUUAGGUAGGUAAAAUAGUCCUUCAAGGAUGAGAGAUCACCUUGGUUUUGCAGGUGCACAAUGACCCUAGUAUAAAUUAUGUUAAGCAUUUCUUGCUCUCUUGCUCUAUCCCUUUCUCCAGCAGUCUCCAGUGGUUCUAUUAGUCUAGAAUGUCUAUCUGGACCUUUUUAUUAUUAACUAGCAUUUUUGUAUGCCUAACCAAUAAACACUUUAUGUUAACAAUA